Molecule: messenger RNA, 7684 nt
Organism: Podarcis lilfordi (Lilford's wall lizard)
Lineage: Eukaryota; Metazoa; Chordata; Lepidosauria; Squamata; Lacertidae
Source: the annotation of a GenBank genome assembly
GCGCGACGCUGCCUCAGCCCCAACGGCUGCCACGAAGGACAGUUGGGCGCGGGCGGGCGGGCGCGCACGCGCGAGGGAGGGAAGGGGGCUUUGUUCCCACGGUAGAUAUUUUGUGGCGGGUUGGGAGGGAGAGCUGCGCGUUGGGAACCGAACUCACAUCCGAACAGCGGCCGUUAAAAUAAUAAUAUUAAUAAUAAUAAUAAUAAUGGACCGAGGCUCGACAGCUGAGUCUGCGCCUGCGCUGAACGUCCUGCGUGAUGCGCACGCAGCGUUUCGGGAGCAACGGUACGAAAGGGCGGAAGAGCUGUACAGCAGCUACAUCGAGUACUGCGCAUGCGCCAGCAGGUGGGAAGUCCAGUUCCAAUAGACGAGAUUAAUAUCGUGUGUGUGUUUCGCAGGGAAGCUGUUAUGUAUUUUCUCUCUCCCCCUCAUCCCAAAUCAUUCAACGUCUCUGCUGCAGUAAUAAACUUCACAGCCCCUUCCCCUCGUUUUCCCUUUUAAAAGGGGAGGAGGGGGAAAGGAAAGAGGCAGUGUGGUGUAGUGGUUAGAGUACCAGACUGCGUGAUCUGGGAUGGCAGGAUUCAAAUCCUCCCACUGGGCCAUGAAGCUCACUAGGUGACCUUGGGUCAGUCACUACUGCCUCAAACUUGCCUCUCAGGGUCGAUGUGGAGGAUAAAAUGAGGAGGGGGAGGACUACUGACAUCACAUUACAAUCCUUUGAGUAAAGGGUGGAAUUUAAAUGCCAAAGACAUGAGGAUUUGGGAAACAGACCUCAGUGUCAUUUACACAGGAAGUGAUUUUGCAAGCAAUCCCAAGGCUGCAAUUCUGUGUACUUUUACUUCAAAGGCAACCCUCACUGUACUGAGUAAACAUGCACAGGAUUAGCCCUGGGUUGUUGCAUAAGAUGUUGCAACAGAUUUGUGACUACUGUGUGCAUCUUCUUCCUGUAGUUCCAAAGUAUGGAUUUUAAGCAAAAUUUUUGUUUUGUUUUAUUCACCUAAUUUUUAAAACUCACUUUAUUUCAGCCGUGUCUUAAUUUUUUAUAAUCUUGACAGAUUGUCUGUGUCAUUUUAUGUUUAGGCAUCACAAUUCUUUGUAGGUGACAAUAACUCUCUUCCCUUUCUUUUCAUCAGUCAUGAUCUGGCAACAGCAUUUAACAACAGGGGACAGAUCAAGUAUUUGAGAGUUGACUUCUAUGAAGCAAUGGAGGAUUAUACAUCAGCUAUAGAAGCCUGGCCUGAAUUUGAAGUCCCAUACUAUAACCGAGGAUUAAUAUUAUAUAGGCUAGGUAUGGAACUAAGCUUUCCUUAUUGGAUAUUUAAAUGCAUUUAUUUGUCCUAAUUCAAUUGGCAACAUUCAGAGUAGGUUCUCUUGACAGAUGACUUUAAAACUUUCUACCUUCUGGGAACCUUUUCCACUUUGUUGAGGAACCCCUGUCUAGCAAGAUUCUGAGGUAGAUUCUUGUGUGCACAUCAGUGCUUAUCAGGCUCUUAGGCUUCACUUGUAUGACGUGAGGCUGCACCGUAUCAAUAUUAUCACUAUAAUUUAUUAUUUAUACCCCGCCCAUCCAGCUGGGUUUCCCCAGCCACCCUGGGCAGCUCCCAACAGAUUAAAAACAACAAAACAUCAAAUAUUAAAAUCUUCCCUAAUCAGGGCAGACUUCAGGCUUGCAGGAUCAAUCCCAAGAUCCACAGAAUAGUGGCUAAUUCUAACUUAAAGGUAAAGGGGACCCCUGACCAUUAGGUCCAGUAGUGACUGACUCUGGGGUUGCAGUGCUCAUCUUGCUUUAUUGGCCGAGGGAGCCGGCGUACAGGUUCCGGGUCAUGUGGCCAGCAUGACUAAGCCGCUUCUGGCGAACCAGAGCAGCGCACGGAAACGCCGUUUACCUUCCCGCCGGAGUGGUACCUAUUUAUCUACUUGCACUUUGAUGUACUUUCAAACUGCUAGGUUGGCAGGAGCAGGGACCAAGCAACGGGAGCUCACCCCGUUGCAGGGAUUCGAACCGCCGACCUGAUCGGCAAGUCCUAGGCUCUGUGGUUUAACCCACAGCGCCACCCAUGUCCCAAUUCUAACUUAAAAUUAAAUAAUUCUAUGUGCAGGAAUUAGUUUUGAGCUGAAUUUCUGAUUAGCCCCAGCUUCCUUAUAUUCAACAGUAUAAUCAGAGGUUCUGCUGCUGCUAAACAUUUGAGAGGUAUCUAUUUUCUGCUCCUUGCCCUAGCAUAAACCCGGUGCUCUCCUGUGGUUGUGCACUGCCAGGGCUUAUCAGGGGUCCUCAAACUUUUUCAGCAGGGAGCCGGUCCACUGUCCCUCAAACCUUGUGGGGAGCCGGACUAUAUUUUGAAAAAUAUAUAAAAAUGAAUUCCUAUGCACACUACACAUAUUGUAUUUGUAGUUCAUUUUAAAUAAAAGGACACAAUAUUCUAUGCAAGAGCAUCAGGCAGGCCCCACAAAUAACCCAGAGAUGCAUUUUAAAUAAAAGGACACAUUCUACUCAGGUAAGCCACCUCCUGACUCUUCCCUCCUCCACAGCACCGAACGAGCCCCGGUGGCUGCUUACCUGUGUCUUGCGAGUGGCAGGGGCUGGUGGUGGCGGAGGGGGGACAAUGAGCGGUGCACAAAAGGGCUCUGGAGCCCCCUUCCUCCUUUAGGCAGGGCGGGGAGAAGCCAGGAGGAGGGAGGGAGGAGGCACUGCUGCCGCCGUGUGAGGGAGGGGGAGGGAGGGAGGAGGGAAAGAACUCGCUCGCUGGCGAUCCAUGCGGUGAUUCCCGGACCUUCCGUGGGCCGGAUUUAGAAGGCAAUUGGGCCUGAUCCGGCCCAUGAGCCUUAGUUUGCCGACCCAUGGCUUAUUGCUAGUGUAGGUGAGCAGUCUUUCCAGAAACCUUGUUGCCAUUAUCAGUCCUUCCACUGAGGAAACCCAGAUUUCAGCAGAACACAGAGUAAGCCCCCCUUCUGAAUGCCAACACAUCCCCUUUAACAAAUGGAAUAAAAAGGUAAUGCAAAACUGUAGCAGCACCUUUCGUGAUUUCCCUUGGGUUUACAUAACACCAUAUUCCCAAAAGAUUCCACUUUAGAAAUGCAGUACUGUAAAAAUAAAGUGUUUGUGCAAUGUUUGACCCUAGAACACAAUGACCCACUAUCUGAAAGGGCACAGUGUCCAUAAUGUGUGUUGACUUUGUAAAAGCUGCUUUGUUUCCUGUUUGUUUGAAGAUUCUGCCCUUUUACUUGUGUGCUGUGAUUUAUUAGAUAAAGUUUUAUGAAGAAGAUUCAAACUAAUGUAUCAGAAAUAGAUCAGUUCCAAGUAUGAUGGCAGUGACUGAAACCUUGCUUAAUCUCCUGCUCAACCUGGUAUACUUCUACUGUACAUGUAAAUGGUUUACUCAAGCAUUUGGAUAGUUCCUAAACACAAGUCUACACAAUUGCACUGUAAUACCCAUUGCUUUGUCUUAUUGGGCCUAUGAAUUAGGAUUAGUAUUGCUAACUAAUAUAUGAGGUGAAAACACCCACUGUAGGCAAAGGAACAGUGCACUGAAAUGGCCUCAGAGGCAAGGGGGGGGACAUAACUGCUUUUUAAUAGAUUCUAUAUCCUACAUUGUAAUUCUGUCUACUCAUGCAUCCAGAUGAUUGAAGCCUCAAUCACACAGACAUACAAACAUAAAUUAGUUCAGAGUUUAUUAUUCUGUAUAUUAAUCAUUACACUAUACCAAGGAAUAGUAUGUGGUGUGCACUUUUUGUGUCUUUGGAAAACAAAAGCGUGCAAAUAAUUAUUAUUCAUUUAUGAAAUUUGUUAGGGCAACUCAACAAAUUUGGGUUUUGUGGGAGGUUCUGUGAGAGACAAUGAAAGUAAGGAGUUGCAGUUUCUGCAGGGCAACAAGAUUAAAUAUACUGUAUUGAUAGAAGAGAUACAGAAAAAUAGUACAAUAGUCAUAUGCAGAGUAAGACAAAGGCAUCUUUUUCAUUUCUUUUUUGAGGCAGGUUUCUUUGAUGAAGCCAUGAAGGAUUUCAACAAGGUCUUGGAGCUAAACCCUAAGUUUGAAGAUGCUUCUCUGAGUUUAAAGCAGACUAUUCUUGAUAAAGAAGAAAAGCUAAAAAGAAACUAUUGAAAUUCUACUCCAGAUGAACCUGGACAAACUUGAGAUUCGAUUACCUGGUAAUAGGAACACACAUAUUUUCCCCACCCCACUCCACUAUGUUAAUUUGUUAAAUUUAAAGUCAGUUAAUUUGAAGUGUAACCUGUUUGUACUGUGGAUUUUUUCUAGUGACAGAGCAGAUUAUUUUUUUAAAGUACUGUAUUAACCUUGCCUUGGGUUCUCUUCAUUGUAGAUAUUGGAACCAAGGGUGGGUAACAUUUUGUCUUUCUCAAGACAAGCAUUAAAUUCCUUCAGGGGCCACAUUCACUUAUUUAAGGAUUUUGUGUAGUAUGAAACAACCUGCCACACUUUGGACAUUAGACAAAUGUGACAACCAAGUCACAUUGGCUCUUCCAAGCAAGUUUAAUAAUCAUUGUGUAAAGCCUUCAUAGACUGAUUAGUAGAGAGACUGCGAAACAAAAAAACAACCCCUACAUUUUAAUAAUAUAUUUCCAACGGAAAAGAGCCUGCUGAGCUUCAGGGAGACAAUAAACUAUAGAGAUUCUAUAGAAAAAUAGGUCAGCAUGCAGGAUUACAGCCUUCCAGCACUAUAUGACAAAUGCAUGAAGAAAUUCUGGCAGUGCCUUUCACAGUCCUGGGGGCCUGUAAAUUUAGCAGAUGGGCAGCUGCUGAUUUGUAGGUUUGGUGGACUCUCCCUUGGCUAGAAUGUCUUCAGACAUGGACAGAUUAUGGGAAGCCUUCGGUUAUAUUGUAAGAAAAGCCUUAGAAUGUCCAGAACAAUGAUGCAGAUUAUUUUAUGCACUUUUCACAUUUCUUCUAAAUUGGGAUGCAUCACUUCCUAUAAGAUCUGCGCCAUUAAUGUCAAACAAUGGCCAUACUUUUGUCUGGUGAUCCUACUAUAGUUGUCUAGAAGUGGUUCACUGCAUUACAUAAGGCUUUGUUUUAUUCUAUGAGGUAGUUUGGCCCACAUGCACACCUGGCAGGAGGUCUAAAGUAGGCUGUUGCUUGACAGCCAGCUAUUCAACUCUUGGCCUUACAAAAUGGGGAAUAAAGUUACAUUGGUGUUGCUUGAAAUGGCAAAGGCAUGGGUUGUUGCAAAAUGUUUUACUAGCUAACCCUGGAUAUUUGCCAAGCUGUCUAGUACAAUUGAGUAGAUACAAAAUAAUGUGAUUUUGCCUCCAAGAACAAAUGAAUUUGUCAUGCAGAAUGAGACAGUUUGAUUCUUUCUACUGUAAGACACUUAAAGCAUUUUAAGUUGAGGCUCUCAUUUUAUCCUUGUAACUAAGACUAUGCAAGAAGGUGAUAGCUUAGCAUGAAGUCCAUUCGACUUCGAAAACAUUCGGAAACCAAGGCGCGGCUUCCGAUUGACUGCAGUAAGCUCCUGCAGCCAACUGGAAGCUGUGGAAGCCGCGUUGGACGCCCGGGUUCCAAAGAACGUUUGCAUACCGGAACACUCACUUCCAGGUUUGCGGCGUUCGGGAAGCAAAACUUUCGACUCGCAAGGCGUUCGUCAACCAAGGUAUGACUGUAUCCUUUGGCAAACAAAGGUCUUGACCCCCUCACCAGUCCAGCACUGAAUAUUUGGGUUUGUAACUGCACCCCACAGGCCUCUUGGCUCCCCCCAAAAUUCAAAAUUAUUCAAAAUGCUUUUGUCGAAGUAGCAAAUUCAGUCCUAAAAUAAGAUCAACUCACAUUUUGCACCUCCAGAUUUUUAUUUAUGAAGUGUUGCCAUAGGAAGCCAAUAUGUACAUUUUAAAUCAGUCCCAGGUAAUGCACCAAAUCCAAAGGCCAGCCGUAGCAAGUAGGGUUGCGUAGCUAUAUCUGGAAAAGAAAAAUAAUUUUCAGUUUGUCCCCUUACACAUGUGGGUGCCUACUACAUACAUAGACCACACACAGACUUGCCCUUGUCCUAGAAUUCAGCAAAUAAGCAUGGGUUUUGUACCAGGUAGGUGUUUGGGGUUGGUUUGUUUGUUUGUUUUGGAGAAAGGAGGAACUUUUAGAUCUUCUUCGUACUAGAAUAAUCAGGAGUCGACGGCUUGUGAAAGUUAAGUCAAACUUCUCAUUCAGCAGGUGUGGCUACAUCAAGCUGCUAAAUUUGUCAAAAGGUUUCUGGAUCCAGGUGGUGGGCCAUUGUCUUGGACUGUUGCCUAUGCCUGUGGCAGGAUCAAGAACAGGAUUGAUAGGCAAAGUGUCCUCAUCUCCUCACCAGCCUUGCGGGUCUGUGAUUACGGGGUUCAUUUUUAUGGUUUCAGAGUCUGGGAGAAAGACUCUGCCCAAAAUUCAGUGUAGAAUUUGUUGUUGUUUAGUCGUUUAGUCGUGUCCGACUCUUCGUGACCCCAUGGACCAGAGCACACCAGGCACUCCUGUCUUCCACUGCCUCCUGCAGUUUGGUCAAACUCAAGCUUUGAGAACACUGUCCAACCAUCUCGUCCUCUGUCGUCCCCUUCUCCUUGUGCCCUCCAUUUUUCCCAAUGUCAGGGUCUUUUCCAGGGAGUCUUCUCUUCUCAUGAGGUGGCCAAAGUAUUGGAGCCUCAGCUUCACGAUCUGUCCUUCCAGUGAGCACUCAGGGCUGAUUUCCUUAAGAAUGGAUAGGUUUUAUCUUCUUGCAGUCCAUGGGACUCUCAAGAGUCUCCUCCAGCACCAUGUAGAAUUAGACAUGCUUAAAUCUGCCACCAGUGAAGUGCAGACAGGUUAAAUCUAUUUGUCAUCAGCAGAACCUAACUGCAUAUGUAUUGCAGCACCAAUUGUGGCCUAAGUUAUUGAUCUUAAGACCGAAGGCAUUAUUUCGUCCUCCAUAUACAGCAUCUUGUAUACCAUCUUGCUAUAAGGCUGAGGCCUAAAGCUGAGUAGAAUUUAUGCUUUGCAUGCAGAAGCGUUCCAGGUUUAAUCAGAAUUUCAAGGUAGGUCUACGAAAGGUAAGUUGGAGAACCCUGGAUUGCCACAGGCAAUCAGCAAUACUGAUAGAUGCACAAUUCUAUAUAAAAAAGUAACUUCUUCUGUAUAUUGUUUAUUGAAAUUCCCCAAACAUACCUUAUAUAUCUGCGUUUCCGACUACUUUAUUUGUUCAGGAGUGAUUAACCAAGACUGGUCCAGCCACUGCGUAACCGUGGAUUUCAGAACGCUGAUCUGAAGUAUGGCAAGUAUAGUCAAAUGUUCCUGGAAUUAAUGGGUGCAUAUUUACCAGGAAGUUUGAAAAGAGCUGGUGACCCCCCCCCCCAUUCUUUAACAACAACAUUGCACUGAAAUUAUGGGAUAAGUCAAGUAACCUUACAAUAUAUUAAAAGUUCAGCAGCUGGUUAAUGGCCAGCAUCUCCCGAGUUUUCAGUGGUGCACCUACCAAGCUUCCUUCCUUGUAAACAUUGUCCUUCUGGAAGACCAUUACCAGGCAGAUGAAGGCAGGUGCUGACUUUUACAGUACAGUGGAAGUAUAUCUAGAAGCGGAAGAGAGAAAUUAAAGGACCCUUUUUUCAGGCGGGCUUAGAAAAUUGCAAGAAUAAGUCCUACAGCUGAAAAUGUUGUACCCAAGUGCUCUCAUUCAACAAGCCUUAUUUCUAUGGAGAGGAUCCCUUAAUUGAACUUUUCUUUCUUUCUUUUUU